UUUGCAACUGUGGUCUAAAACUACGCCCAUCCAAUAUGGCUUCUCAUAUUCCCUUGUUUCUCUGUCUAUUCUUUCUCUCUAUGAUCUCCUACCUUCCCUCUCUCUUGACAGAGUCCGACAACUACAUCGUUCACAUGGACUUGUCAGCCAUGCCUAAAGCUUUCUCCACCCACCAUAACUGGUACUUGACCACUCUUGCCUCCGUAUUGGAAAAUUCCCAACUCAGCUCCACUAAAACAACUACUCCCUCUUCCUCUAAACUUGUCUAUUCUUACACUCAUGUUAUAAAUGGUUUCACUGCAAGCCUCUCCCCCUCAGAGCAUGAGGCCCUGAAAAGUUCUCCGGGAUAUGUUUCUUCGAUGCGGGACUUGCCUGUUAAGGCCGACACAACUCACUCGACCCAGUUUCUUGGGCUCAACUCCAACUCGGGCGCGUGGCCCGAGUCCAACUAUGGCGAGGAUGUCAUAAUUGGGUUGGUGGAUACAGGAGUUUGGCCAGAAAGCAAAAGCUUUAAUGACAAAGGCAUGUCGGAAGUUCCAUCACGAUGGAAAGGAGAAUGCGAUGGUGGCAAAAAUUUCAGCUCCUCUUUGUGCAACAAGAAGCUCAUUGGGGCUCGCUUCUUUAACAAAGGUCUGAUUGCCAAAAAUCCCAAUGCGACAAAAACUAUAAGUAAUUCCACGCGCGAUACAGAUGGGCACGGGACCCACACAUCAAGCACGGCGGCUGGAAAUUAUGUGGACGAUGCGUCCUACUUCGGCUACGCCACAGGAGCCGCUAGAGGCGUAGCCCCAAGGGCGCGGGUGGCCAUGUACAAGGCCCUGUGGGACGAGGGUGGCGUCACCUCCGAUAUUAUUGCUGCCAUUGAUCAAGCAAUUUUGGACGGUGUAGAUGUCAUCUCGAUAUCGUUGGGUUUGGAUGGAGUCCCUUUGUAUGAAGACCCCAUUGCCAUAGCCACGUUUGCAGCGUUAGAGAAGGGUAUUUUCGUCUCUACAUCAGCGGGAAACGAGGGGCCUUUCAUUGAGACCCUGCACAACGGCACGCCGUGGGUUCUAACCGUUGCUGCCGGUAACGUGGACCGUGACUUCGGCGGCGUUAUUACUCUCGGCAAUGGGGAUUCUGUCCCCGGCUUGACUCUCUAUCCGGGGAAUUCAUCUUCCAGCAAAAUCCCAAUUGUUUUCUUGGACGCUUGUGACAAUUUCAAGCAACUGAAGAAAAUUGGGAACAAGAUUGUCGUAUGCAAAGACAAGAAUGGUUCCAUUACUGACAUCCAAGCUGACAAUCUUAGACAAGCUCAAGUGGGUGGUGGAGUGUUUAUAACGAAUAUUACUGACUUGGAUUUUUCAAUCCAAACCACAUUUCCAGCAAUUUUUUUCAACCCACAAAGCGGAGAAACCGUUGAAAACUACAUCAAAACCAACUCCCAGCCAAAAGCAAGCCUGGAGUUUCGGAAGACAAUUCUCGGUUCCAAACCAGCGCCAGCUGUCACUAGCUACAGUUCUAGAGGACCAUCUGCGAGCUGCCCAUUUGUCUUGAAGCCUGAUCUAAUGGCUCCUGGUGCGUUAAUCUUAGCCGCGUGGCCCCCACAAACUCCAGUCACCACACUGCAAAGCUCGCAGGUACUAUUUUCUAACUUCAAUCUUUUGUCUGGUACAUCCAUGUCAUGCCCGCAUGCAGCGGGAGUGGCUGCUCUUUUGAAGGCGGCGCACCCUGAAUGGAGCCCCGCCGCCAUCAGGUCAGCCAUGAUGACAACAUCGGACACGGUGGACAACACAGGGGGCCCCAUCAAAGACAUAGGAGACGACAACAAUCCGGCUAGUCCUUUUGCCAUUGGUGCCGGGCAUCUCAACCCCAACAAGGCAGUAGACCCCGGUCUAAUUUACGAUGCCAAGAUAGAAGAUUAUGUGAAUCUUCUCUGCGCACUAAAUUACUCCACGAAGGAAAUUCAAACCAUCACCAAAUCGGCUUCAUACAAUUGUUCAUCUCCGUCGUUGGAUCUUAACUACCCUUCUUUUAUUGCAUUCUUCAAUGUGAAUGACUCGAAAUCGGAUACGAAAACCAUACAAGAAUUCCAUAGAACAGUGACCAAUGUUGGAGGAGGGCAAUCAAGCUACAUUGCAAGCGUGACAGCCAUGAAAGGGAUUCAGGUCCGUGUCACGCCGGACAAAUUGGUGUUCAAAGAGAAGAACGAAAAGAAAAGCUUCAAGGUGAGCGUAGAAGGCCCACGGCUGCUAAAAGAGCUAAUAGUUUUCGGUUAUCUCAGUUGGGCGGAUGCUGCCGGUAACCACGUGGUCAGAAGCCCCAUUGUGGCCACUGGAAUCAGCUCGGAUGUGUUGCCGGAGAACUGACUUGUUUGCUAAGUAAAGUUAUUUUAGGUUAAGAAUAAAAAAAAAAAAAAAAAAAAUGAAACAAAACAAAACCAGCUCUUGGUGAUGAAAUUAACUUGCAGCAAUGCAGUUUGAUGGAUAGGCUAUUCGAUCGUGUGGUUGUUAUACAAUAGCAUUUCCUAUCGUGAAAAAAUAUCAAUCAUACGAUUUUCCCUAUUUAUUAAUUGUUAUAAUAUUAUAUUUUGGGGGACGAAAGAAUUAAGUAUAGAUAUACAUUAUGCAUAUAGAACAGGAGGAAGACGGGCAAAUUCAUGAGUACAUAAAAAAUAUGGACGUUUUGAUGGCCACGUCAUUAAUUAUGUGGUUAAUCCCGUAGUACUGGAAACAGGUUAUAUGAUUAUUUCGCAAUAAUUCAUGUUAUCACGGUAAUCUCAGCAUAAUUAAUAUCUCAUUAA
This is a messenger RNA of Corylus avellana, 2779 nucleotides long. The record is from RefSeq and is a predicted model, not a curated record. Lineage: Eukaryota; Viridiplantae; Streptophyta; Magnoliopsida; Fagales; Betulaceae.